Molecule: messenger RNA, 2986 nt
Organism: Lethenteron reissneri (Far Eastern brook lamprey)
Lineage: Eukaryota; Metazoa; Chordata; Hyperoartia; Petromyzontiformes; Petromyzontidae
Product: matrix metalloproteinase-14-like
Biological process (GO): proteolysis; extracellular matrix organization; collagen catabolic process
Cellular component (GO): extracellular matrix
Molecular function (GO): zinc ion binding; metalloendopeptidase activity
Source: RefSeq, a predicted model, not a curated record
GGAGUUCGCUCGGCGCUUGGCUUUGUUCGUCUGCUGCUGCCCUCACCGCCACCGCCGCCGCCUGCACUCUCCCCUCUCUCUCUCCCUCCCCGGGUCCCGAGAACGCCGCGACGGCCGCCUGCCUGGCCCUGCCGCAGCGAUGGGUCGCUCGUCCCGGGCAGACACGAAGAAGGGUGCCGGACACCGGCUCCGCCACCGCCACCACCACCACCUCCUCCUCCACCUCCUCCUCAUCAUCAUCAGCACGUGCCUCCUGCAAGUCGCCAGUGAGGCCAGCGGCAGCAGCAGCAACAGCUCGUUAAGCGCAGAGACGUGGUUGCAGCAGUAUGGGUACCUUCCGGCGGGCGACCUGCAGAUGGCCACGUACCGCUCGGGACAGAUGCUGUCGGAGGCCGUGUCCUCCAUGCAGGCCUUCUACGGCAUCCCAGUCACCGGCACGAUGGACGAGCUCACCAGGCAAUGGAUGCAGAAGCCACGGUGUGGAGUACCGGAUCGAUACGGAACCACCGUAACGGCCGGGUCCCGGCACAAGCGCUAUGCCAUCAACCACCUCAAGUGGCAUCAUCAGCACAUCACCUACGACAUCCAGAACUACACGCCCAAAGUCGGCGAGUACGAGACCCACCAGGCAAUCCGGAACGCCUUCGCCGUGUGGCAGGCGGUGACGCCGCUCACCUUCACACAGGUGUCUGGUCGCGACGGUUCGGGCAACGACGCCGACAUCAUCAUCUUCUUCGCGUCGGGUUACCACGGCGACCGCUCGCCCUUCGACGGCGUGGGCGGGUUCCUGGCGCACGCCUACUUCCCCGGGAAGGGCAUCGGAGGGGACACCCACUUCGACGCCGACGAGCCGUGGACGCUGGGGGGGCUCGACUACACCGGUAACGACCUUUUUAUCGUCGCCGUGCACGAGCUGGGCCACGCGUUGGGCCUGGAGCACUCCAACGACCCGUCGGCCAUCAUGGCGCCCUUCUACCAAUACAUGGACACGGAUGACUUCCAGCUGCCCUACGACGAUUUGCUGGGCAUCCAGCAGAUUUACGGUCCCCCGACCCACCCGCGUCCAUCAGUGUCUCCGGGCAAACCCAAUAAGCCCAACAAACCCAAACCGCCCAAAACGAAACCGGGAGAGGACGUGCCGCGACCCGGCUCGCCGCCCGACAUCUGCAAGGGCGGCUUCGACACGAUCGCCAUGCUGCGCGGGGAGAUGUUUGUGUUCAAGGACCAGUGGUUCUGGCGUGUCAAGGACAAGCGCGUUCCAGAAAACUACCCCAUGCCGAUUGGCCACUUUUGGCUGGGCCUGCCCAAUAACGUGGAGUCGGCGUAUGAGAGGGGCGACGGAAAGUUCGUCUUCUUUAAAGGCAGCAAAUUCUGGGUGUUUGACGAGUCCGUGGCGGAGUCGGGAUACCCCCGCAGCCUCUCGGAGCUCGGCAGCGGCAUCCCCAACGAUCAGAUUGACGCGGCCGUGUGGUGGGAGCCCUCGGGCAAGACUUACAUUUUCCGCGGAGACAAGUACUGGAGGUUCAACGAGGAGAGUCUGACAGCUGAGUCCGGCUACCCCAAGUCCAUCAGCGUGUGGGAAGGGAUACCAUCGUCGCCGCAAGCCGCCUUCCUCGGCUCGGAGAGCAUGUACACGUACUUCGUGAAAGGCAACCUCUACUGGAAGUUCCACAAUCAGAAGCUCAGGGUGGAGCCCGGCUACCCGCGCUCAGUGCUCUCCGACUGGCUGGGAUGUCCGGACACAGGGAAAGACGCAGACAGGGAGAGAGAUCGGGAGAGGGACAGGGAGACGGAGAGGGAACGGGAGAGGGAACGUGAGGAGGAAGAGAGACGGAAGGAGGAGGAGGAAGAAGAGAGGGAAAGAGAAGAAGAACGCGAGAGGGAGGAAGAGAAGGAAAGGGAGCAAGAGAGGGAGAGGGAGCGAGAGAGAGAACGGGAGAGAGAGCGUGACAAAGAGAGGGAGGAAGAUAGCGACAGAGAGAGGGAGCGGGCACGCGAGGAGGAAGAGGAGGAGGAGGAGAGGGAGCGGGAGAAGAAACGUCAGAAAGAACGGGAGCAAGAGCGAGAGAGAGAGCGGGAACGCGAACGAGAAAAGAAGAAGGAGAGGGAGCUAGAGAGGGAGCAGGAGAGGGAGCGUGCGAGGGAGAGGGAGCGGGAGAGGGAGCGGGAGAGGGAGCGGAAGAAAGGCACCGACAGGGAUAGAGAUGCAGAUCGGGGCAAGGGCACGGGACAGGACGACGUGUAUGACUACUAUGACCAAGACGUGACCAAGAACAAGGUGGAGGAUGAGGUGGACGUGGUGGUGGAGGAGGUGGAAGGUGGCUUCAACCACGUGGCUCUAAUCAUCUGCCUGCUGCUGCUGCUUUGCGUCGUCAUCGCGCUGCUUGCCGUGCUCUUCAUCAGGAGGCGCGGCGCCCCCAAGCCCAUCCGCUACUGCAAGCGCUCGAUGCAGCAGUGGGUGUGACGGGUGGGCCGCUCGGAUUGGGUUCUCACAAGUUGGCCGCCUGCUAUGGGUGCUCGCACUUAGGUUAGCGAUGGAGGCCCAGAAAAAACACAACACACCCGUCGGCAGCCUCAGGGCGUCUGCGUUAGCUUUGUCACGUGUCUCUUGCAAUAAAAUGUAGGCUUUUUGAAAGUGAAAACAGGUUUCUUUUUUAUAUAUAAAUAUAUAAGUAGACAUGCCUCGCCAAGCUGUGAAUGCUUGUUGCCAAUUGGCCACGUGGUCACUGAACUCUGGUUCUCGUUUAUCCACCGGAGCAUCGAGCAGCCCCAAUACCUCUCUGAUGGUCUCAUUCUGCUCGAGGACUCCCUGGGUCGGCUUUUCACGCUUGGACCCCAAUGCUUACCAGACAAUUGCACUUAAAAUCUGCGUUGCAGGGAUUAAGCUAAUUACUCGUGCUUGGGUUGAGUGUGCUGGCUGUGGGUUCAUCAGCUGCUUUGCCGCCUUUUAAUUUAUGGUGCUAAAAUACACAUCAAAGUGGCCUGA